AUGCACCGGCGUGCGGCUUUGGAGUUAUCCCGCCGUCAUGGUGUUGAGUGGACUUGCGCCGCCAGGCACAGAGAUGUUCCUUUCUCUCCGAGAUUACCGUACCUCCCCCGGCGGAGCUUUCGUUCUUCCCUCAUAGCUUUCAACUCGUCCGAAUCCUCUCCGUCGAAUACAGGUAGCGAAGAGGGCUCCAAUGUUGCGACCCCAAAGCCUAAAUUUGGCGCUCGUUGGGGAACUAAACAAGCACAGAAGCCAGCCGGUCUCAGUCCAGCAGAACAAGCGAUGCGAGAUGCCCUACUAGCGAAGAAGGCCGCGGAAGAACAAGAGCAACGACGACUGCAAGAAAAAGAACUACGUGGAUCACAGCGUAGAGCGGAAUCGCGGGUUGAUUGGAACAGACCUCCAAGGCGACAGAACAGACGGCGUCCUUUCGAAGAUGGAGAAAGCCAAUCCCUGCAGCCUGAUAAAGGUUUAGAGGUGAAUAGCAAAUAUGUACCGAGAAGUCUGCGUGCCUCGGACUGGAUCUGCCCGGACUGUCAAUAUAACUGUUUUGGGAAGCAUCAGACUUGCCCAUGCUGUAAAGCUGUGCGACCAGAUUUGGCUUGGCCGUCGUGGCCAUCCAAGAAUCCGGCGCGGAAAAUGGAGAGAACCCGCAAGGCUGAAACGCGCAAAGCUGGAGCUUCAGAAGAAACCUUGAAAAUCCGGAGGCUGGGUCAUGAGAUGCUGUCCGAUAUGAAUCAAGAACAUGGUGGUUCCGCAGCAAUGACCAGACGGGACAAUGCCAUUAGGACAUUUAUGGCUAGUAAGGGAAAGCCAGUGGGAGCGCGGCUUGUGUAUGAUCUCAAAAAAGAAGAGGAAGAAGCGGAAGCUCGAGAAGAAAGGAUUGCCGAGCGUCGUCGUGAGCGACAGUCCAAACCGAAGCCAAAGAAACAAGAUGCUCCGGUAGACCCAUGGUCCUGGGAUUCGUCAUCGCUCAAAUUGAAUGAGGAUGGCGACGUCACUCAUUCUGAAAAGGCCUCGAAGCGCCGGGAUAUCCGUAGGGAGCGACAAUCCGAGGCUGAUGAGGAUGACGAGGAAGAAGCUGACCGCCGCCGUCGCCGCGAGGAACGCAAACGGCAGAAGAAAGAAAAGGCUCGGCAAAAAGAGUUAGAGUCGGCCUCAAUUCCACUGUAUCUACCGGAGUUCAUCAGUGUUAGCAAUCUUGCUGAUGUCAUCGGGGGCGUCACAUACAGCCACGUUCUUGACGCCGAGACCGCCGGCCUUGUCGCAGCCGAAUACAAUUUCGAGCCCAUUUUCGAAAGUGCAGAGGAUGAAGACCUGGUAUCUGCGCCUGAGCCUGAAGACAAGUCCAUUUUACCCUCCAGACCACCGGUGGUGACCAUUAUGGGACACGUUGAUCAUGGCAAAACCACUAUUUUGGAUUGGCUUCGAAACUCGUCCGUGGCCGCUUCAGAACACGGAGGCAUUACACAGCAUAUCGGUGCUUUUUCCGUGGCUAUGCCCUCUGGAAAGACCAUCACAUUCUUGGACACUCCUGGCCACGCUGCGUUCCUGGAUAUGCGUCGCCGCGGUGCAGACGUCACUGACAUUGUAGUCCUCGUAAUCGCGGCAGAUGAUAGCGUCAAGCCACAGACAAUCGAGGCAAUCAAGCAUGCCACGGAAGCCAGGGUUCCUAUUAUUGUCGCUAUCAGUAAGAUUGACAAGGAAAACGUCAAUCUUGAGAAAGUCAAACAGGAUCUUUCUAUCCACGGUGUACACGUCGAAGACUACGGCGGCGACGUGCAAGCGAUUGGAGUAAGUGGUAAAACUGGUCAGGGUAUGUUGGAACUCGAAGAAGCUAUCGUCACGCUUUCGGAGGUUCUCGACCAUCGAGCGGAGGUCGACAGCAAAGCUGAGGGAUGGGUGAUUGAGGGCACAACUAAAAGCUACGGCCGUGUGGCGACGGUGCUCAUCAGACGUGGUACACUACGGCCGGGUGAUAUCAUUGUCGCGGGCACAACCUGGGCUCGUGUACGCACUCUCAGGAAUGAGGCGGGCGUCGCAAUCUCCGAAGCUACUCCCGGCAUGCCAGUCGAGGUUGACGGUUGGAGGGAACAACCGUCUGCUGGGACUGAACUUCUUGAGGCUGUUGACGAGCAGCAAGCCAAAGACGUCGUAGACUAUCGACUAGACAAAACCGAGACUCAAAAAUUGGGCCAGGAUACCGUGGCGAUCAACGAGGCACGGCGUGAACUGCUCGAGAGGCGCCGGCAGGAAGAAUCCGAGGGCAAUGAGGCUGCUAGUUCGGUCCAGGAGACAUCUGGCCCUAAACCAGUACAUUUUGUCAUCAAAGCUGACGUUGGCGGAUCCGCAGAGGCUGUCCUGAACUCGGUAACUGCAAUUGGCAACAACGAAGUCUUUGCUAAUGUGCUCCGUUCUGAGGUCGGACCAAUCAGUGAGUUCGACAUUGAGCAUGCAGCCUCUGCCAACGGUCAUAUCGUCUCCUUCAAUAUGCCCAUCGACCCUGCCAUGUCUCGCAUGGCAGAAGUUCGAGGGGUCAAAAUCAUGGAUCAUAACGUUAUUUACAAACUCAUUGACGAUGUCAAAGCAAUCUUAAGCGAACAGCUACCUCCGUCGGUGAGUCACCGUGUCACUGGAGAAGCGGAGAUUGGACAGAUAUUCGAGAUUACGCUCAAAGGAAGAGAGAAGACAGCCAUUGCCGGAUGUAAGGUACGCAAUGGCAUAAUUAGCAAGGCCAGGAAAGUACGAGUAAUACGGGGCCAGGAAACAAUCUUUGAUGGCUCUAUCAAUUCCCUCAAGAACGUCAAGAAGGACGUGACUGAAAUGCGUAAGGACACCGAAUGUGGUAUCGGCUUCGAAGGCUGGACUAGUUUUGCUGUCGGUGACCACGUUCAGUGCUAUGAAGAGAUCUACGAGAAGAGAUACCUAUGA
Aspergillus bombycis is the source of this 2928-nucleotide messenger RNA. Its product is annotated as translation initiation factor 2. Gene Ontology annotation, biological process: translational initiation. Gene Ontology annotation, molecular function: GTPase activity; GTP binding; translation initiation factor activity. The transcript is spliced from 4 exons. The coding region runs from base 1 to 2928 and encodes 975 amino acids. Lineage: Eukaryota; Fungi; Ascomycota; Eurotiomycetes; Eurotiales; Aspergillaceae. The record is from RefSeq and is a predicted model, not a curated record.